GCGGAGGGCGUGGAGGAGGAGGAGGCUCGGACAGAGAAGCAGCAGCAGCAGAUACAGAAGCAGCAGCAGCGGCAGCAGUGGCAGCAGGAGGAGGAGGUGAAGCAGGAGGAGGUGAAGCAGGAGAAGCAGCAGCAGGAGCGAGACCGGGGGGACGAGGCUCUGCGAUGGCCGCUCGGGGCUGACUUUCGCGAAGUGAGGGCUGCGACCGGAGCCAGGCAAGCACCAGGCCUUAACCAAGCCAUGUAGAGCGGGCGCCGGUCUACUGCCAAGUUCGCUACGAAGACUUGACUAUGCGUGGGACACUGAAGCCAUACCUUUAGAGCUGUACAGUAACCGUGAAUUUUUAUGCAACAUUUUUAAUUUAUUUAUUACAUUUUAUGCAAUUGGAGCUAUUAGCCUUCAGACUUUGGAGCUCGCUACGACGUGGCACGGCUCAAUCAUGUCUUCGGUUUGGAAGCGACUGCAGCGAGUGGGAAAACGUGCCUCCAAGUUCCAGUUUGUGGCCUCCUACCAAGAGCUGAUGGUGGAGUGUACCAAGAAAUGGCAGCCCGACAAGCUCGUGGUGGUGUGGACGCGCAGGUCCCGGCGCAAGUCGUCCAAGGCGCACAGCUGGCAGCCCGGAAUCAAGAACACGUACCGUGGCGUGGUGGUGUGGCCUGUGCCCGAGAACAUCGAGAUCACCGUCACACUGUUCAAGGACCCUCACGCCGAGGAGUUUGAAGACAAAGAGUGGACGUUCGUCAUCGAGAACGAGUCGUCGGCGGGCCGGCGGAAAGCUCUGGCGUCGGCCAACAUCAACAUGAAGCAGUACGCCAGCCCCAUGCCCACGCAGACGGACGUGAAGCUGCGCUUCAAGCCGCUGAGCAAGAAGGUGGUGGCCGCCACGCUGCAGCUGUCGCUCUCCUGCAUCUUCCUGCGUGAGGGCAAGGCCACGGACGAGGACAUGCAGAGCCUGGCCAGCUUGAUGAGCAUGAAGCAGGCCGACAUCGGGAACCUGGACGACUUUGAGGAGGGUGACGAGGACGACGAGGAGAGCCGCGUGGACCAGGAGGAGAAGGCGGCCAAGAUUACAGAUAUAGUAAACCAGCUGAAUGCUCUCUGCCGCUUAGAGGACGACAAGGAUCAGGGCUCCUUUAAACAGGGCCCCCACUCGGCCGGCCUUGCCACCUCCUCCCAAGAGCUCAUCAACAAGCUGAACUUCCUGGAUAACGCUGACGAUGAAGAGGAGGAGCCGUCUGGAAUGGUGGCGGCGGCAGCAACGGCCGCCAUCGCCGCCCCCCCCGCCCCCCCAGCCCCCCCCUCAGUGGUCGAGGUGCAGCAAGAGGUUAAACCCCUCAAGCCUCCGAGGAUCGCCGCGUCAUCGACGCCGCCUCCGCCACCGCCACAUCGCAGCGACACUUCUGCUCCCACCCCGGCCCCCGCCACCACCUCCUCAACCUCCGCCACCACCUCCACCACGACCGCCACCGCCACCGCCAUCACGAAUCGCCACCCCGACGCCACCGGCAACUGCGGCGGCGACGAUUCCCAGAACCCGUUUGGCGAUCCGGACGGGGCGGACGAGGGCGGUGGCGGAAACCCGUUUGAGGAGGAGGCCGGCUCGCCGCCGCAGUGUGGAAGCAACCCCUUCGAGGACGAGGCGGAGGAGUGCGUGCCGGCGCCGGCGCCGACGCCGGAGAGGCGGCCGGAGAAGGGCCGUGCGCCGCCCGUGCCGACGGUGACGCCCUCGUCCUCGCCCGCGGCCACGCCCCAGAAGCCGAGCCGCAAGCGCGACGCGCUCAGCGCCGUCGACAUGAGCAAGUACCUGUACGGCAGCGCGGCCGACGACUCGGAGCAGCUCGACGACGCUGCCGCCCCCGCCGCGGAUCCACCUGGCGAUCGCCCAGCGGCUGACUCGGGCGCAGCAGAAUCGAACCCGUUCUACGAGCCGCCAGCGCCGGACCCUCCCAAGAGCGCGGUGGCAUCGCGCGGCAAGGCGCCCGCACCCCUUCCACCCUCCUCGUCCGCGUCCCCCGCCGCCUCCUCCUCGUCCACGCCCGCCUCCGAGCCCGUAUCCGUGGUGACCGCCACCACUCCCGCCAAGCACGAAAAGAGGAAAGCCCCCGCGCCCCUCCCCCCCGCGCUGGCUGGUAGCGGCGGUGGCGUCGAAACCCCAAAGGCGAAGCCUUCGCCUCAGGCCCUGUCGAUCGCCGAGCAGGUGUCGCCCUCGCCCAAGCUGAGCCCAUCGCCGAGCCCCGUGCUGGACAAGAAGGUGAACUCCAUCCAGUCCCUGCUCAGCUGGUGCAAGGAGGUGACGCGGGACUACCGCGGAGUCAAGAUCACCAACUUCACCACGUCGUGGCGCAACGGCAUGGCCUUCUGUGCCAUCCUGCAUCACUUCCGGCCCAACCUCAUCGACUACAAGGGCCUCAACCCACAAGACAUCAAAGAGAACAACAAGAAGGCCUACGAAGGCUUCGCGGGCCUGGGCAUCUCGCGUCUCCUUGAGCCGUCCGACAUGGUGCUGCUCGCCAUCCCGGACAAGCUGACGGUCAUGACGUACCUGUACCAGAUCCGCGCCCACUUCACGGGCGAGGAGCUGAGCCUGCUCCACGUGGGCGACACGUCGAGCCGCAGCACCUACACCGUGGGCAGCUUCGAGAGCGAUGCCGCCGCCGCCAUCUCCCAGCGCAGCUUCUACGCCGAGAUGAAGGGCGGCGCGGCGGGCGCCCCCGUCGACGGGACCGUUGCCGACGCUGCCUCCGGCGCCGCCUCCUCGGCCCUGCCGGCCGGAGCGCCGGAGAUCGGCGGCGAACCCGUCGACCCCGGCGACGGCUCGCCGCGGCAAAACGGCAGGCUUCCUGGCGACGAGGUCGGAGAAACCGGACCGAGGUUCGGCGACAGAAGUCGGAAGAGCGACGGGGACUCGGCUGCCGUGCCCGUGCAGAAACCCACGGUGGAGCCGGGCGCGGCGACGGCGGACGCGCGCAGGGAGCCUUCGGCGGCUGCGUCGGCAGCGCCGCCGUCGCUCGGCACGGACAAGAAACGGCUCCUCCCGGUCGAGCGCUUCGACUUCAGCGACUUGGGCGGACACGGCAGUGGCAGCGAGUCCGAGCCGGAGACGAGACCCGCGGGGGUGGCGCCGGGACCGGCCGCGGACAGAGCCUCGGCCGAGGCGGAGGCCCAGGGCCUCCCGUCGGCACUGUCGCGUAAGCCCUCGGGGCACGCGCAUCGGGCGAGCGCCUUCGCGCACAGCCGCGACGCUGACCUGGUGAAGAAGAAGCGCGCCGACCUGGCGCACCGCAGCGAUUCGGAUGGAGACGGCACCGCGCCGGCUACGAAGCUCAACCGCAGCCUCUCGCAGCGCUCCGACAAGGAGGCCGACAAGGCUCCGAGCAGUCCCGUGCAGAGGUCGGUGCCGCUCACCAAGUCCGCCACGCUCGCCGACGUGGGCACCAGCGGCGUCGCCACCGACAAGCGUGCUCUGAGCCGCCAGGAGGAGCUGAAGGAGCGAGCGCGACUCUUGCUGGAGCAGGCCCGGCGUGACGCGGCGCUCAAGAUGGGAGGGGGCAAGGGGGGCGGCUCGCUCGCCACGCCGGGUUCGGCCCUCCAGCCCGCCAAGCGACAGCCCUCCGAGACGGACGAGGAGCGGCAGCGGCAGUUGCGCGAGCGUGCCCGUCAGUUGAUCGCGGAGGCGCGAAUCGGGGUCAAGUCGUCGUCGUCGUCGUCCAUGACGAGGUCCAGGACCGUCUCGGAGGAGGGCGACUUGGACGGCGAUGACGCCCGGGCGCUGGCCUAUAUGAUGGAGCUGCUCUCUAGUCCUCCCGGUGCCCUUGCCGCCUCCGGAGGGACGAGCGAGGCUGCGGUCGGACGAGCGUCUGAGUCACGGAGCCGGGGCUCGGGGUCUCUGUCCUCGGCCGUGUCGACAUCGCCACAGCAGCAGAGGCCUGGCACGGAGAACGGCAGCCACGAGCAAGGCCUGGAGGGCGGCGCGGAGGGGCUGCGUCGUCUGCGGGGCGCCCCGCUCUUCAACCGCGACUCUACGGUCAGGAAGACGCAGCUGCAGUCCUUCACGCAGCUGGUGGAGGGGAAACCAGAGCCCAGGAGACAGAAGUCGCCGAGCGAGGAGCGGAGGGAGCGGUCGCGGGACAGAGAUGGAGCGGCCCCCAUUGGGCGGCAGGCGUCGGAGGAGGAGGAGUUCCUAGACACGAGUCAGUACGUGGUGGGGGAGCUGUCGGCGCUGGAGUGCGAGCAGAGGCAGAUCGACACGCGCGCCGCCCGCGUCGAGAAACGCCUGCGCUUCCUCAUGGAGACCGGUCGCAGCAAGGAGGAGGAGGAGAUGCUCAUGCAGGAGUGGUUCACGCUCGUAAACAAGAAGAAUGCGCUCAUCCGCCGUCAGAACCAGCUCAGCAUCCUGGAGAAGGAGCACGACCUGGAGCGACGCUACGAGCUGCUCAACCGCGAGCUGCGUGCCAUGAUGGCCAUCGAAGACUGGCAGAAGACGGAGGCUCAGAAGCGGCGUGAGCAGCUGCUGCUGGACGAGCUGGUGACGCUGGUGAACAAGCGCGACGCGCUCGUGCAGGACCUGGACGCUCAGGAAAAGCAGGCUGAGGAGGAGGACGAGCACGUGGAGAGGACGCUGGAGCAGAACGUGGGCAAGAUCGUCAAGAAGGACGACAAGUGCAGCAUCCAGUAGCGCCCGGAGGAGACGCGUCACGCGCCUCUCCCUCUCCCGCUUCCCCGCCUCUGGGCCGUCGAGCCGCUCUGCGCGUCGCACGACGCCGGCCGGUCGCGGCUCCCACUCAUAAACUCGCGUCUCCUGCUCUUCCCGGGAUGCGGCGGAGCGCGAGAAGCGACGCCGCGGAGCUUGGCGGUGCCCGUGACGAUGGGGGUGACUCCGGGGGAGGGGGCGUCUCCGCUUCCGGCUGCGGGGCACGGUGGGGGGACUGCUUCCGGAUCACAGCGAAGGCCGCACCGCCGCCGCCGUGCUCUUCGGCCGUGCGUCCGAGACCCCCGUGUCGGGUCGGGCUUAGCCCCGGGGUCUGUGCAGCCAGCGAUCCACUCUAGGCCCUUAAUGGAGCAGUGCGGUGGCUCUAACCUCCGCGCCCGCCUAUGGCGGCUGAGGGAGUAAGAAAGAGCUGAACCGCCAGUCUCCGUCUGACUUCCGCUGCGCAUGCGAGGUGGUGCCGUGUGCUUUCGCUCAUUGGACUCUAGAGCGCUUGCGUGUCGUUUCCGUAAUCCUAGCGCCCCCCCCCUCAUCCUCCAACGGGUCUUUCCCCACCAGCUCCUUGCUGUUGAUUUUUUAAUUGCGCUCAUUUUUGUUCUUGUUCCUCCCCACACCUGCGCGAGGAAUUUUUUCUGAGCGUCUACGUUUGGGGACGACGUUUUAUCGCGAGAGCGUCGCGCGCACGAGGCGGCGGCGUGCCGGCCCCGCGCUGUCGCCGCUGUUGCAGAGAAGCGACGUCCGUCGUGACGCCGCUCGCCGAGCCGGCAGGUGGAGUGAUGGUCGGACGGACGGACACACAGACACACAGACACACACGGAACCAUGCAAAGCCUUUGGGGAGAGCCCCGUGCCACCGUAAGGGAGCUGUCAUGAAACUUGGCGAUCCCCGUGCAGUUUUGCCGCAAAACAAAAUAGGGUUCACUUUUGGUUUGCCUAAUGGGAAACCCUCACAAUGCGUGAGCGAGGAGCUGAAUAAAGGCCGGGCUUGUGAAGCUUCGGGCUUGUUAGGGCGAGAGGCAGGCUUGCUCAGGCUAGGGGGAGUAAGGCAAGAUGUUAGAACUACCACAAGGGCUAGGCUCAUUAUGACACGGGCUAGACUUGCUGGGCCUUGAUUAACAGAGUAGGCUUUGUAAGGGUUAGGUCUAGAUUGGCAGGUGAUAUGGUAAGCACUGGGGUUAGGGAAGAGUACUAGACCCGGUGUUUGGAGAAGGAUUAGAUUUGCAUUACGGAUAGGCCUGUGUGUGGAUUAGGGUUUAGAGCUAGGGCUUGGUGAGGUUUGGCUAAACGCUGGACUCGUUGGGUUUUUGGAGCUGUGUUUUGUGAACAUAGACUAUCCUUUCCGUAAGUCGUGAACGCUGCGCUAAAGUGCGACGGAUUUUGCGGGGUCUCCAUCUCUGGUUUCACAUCUCAGUGUCGUCGCCUCUUCUCCCAAACGUCACCGCUCUGCGAGCCUAACGGACAAACGGCAGGCGUGAACUUUCAAAACUGUGUGGCAGCCGGCGUCGGUGGAGCGUUCGCCAAUUCGUCGGCCCGCGCGGAGAGGGAAGGCGGCGGCCUUCUGAAUCGAGGCACAAGAGGCGGCACCGAUAUGAUGGUGUCGGGGACUAUAGCCGAUCCACAAAUACAAUAAAUAAACAAGAGCGAGCAAACGAAUCUAAAUUAAAGAGCAGCCGUGAAUGGUGCGAGUGUUUUAACUUUUGGGUGGGCGUUGUUUGCGCGGGUGUUGGGACGGACGGUCGGCGUGUGUGUGUGCGCGCGUGUGUCGAGGGUGACACGCGGGCGACAUGGAUUCUUGAGCGAGAGCUCUGAAGCGCGAAAUACCGCCGCUGUAAAAAAGUGCCGCACCCUAUCAGUCGUUCUAAUCCUAUCCCAGCCCCCCCCCCCCGCCAGCCCCGGUCCUACACAGCUUACAGACGUGCCCAUUGCCACCUGGAGCCAGCCCCCAAAAACAUCUCUGAUUGGCCACAGCAUUUUUGUUGUUACCUGCAUCUCCGCGGUCAGAACCUGCAACUCGAGUACGCAACGGCUCAAGGGCGGCACAGAUAACGGGGAGUUUCUGCAAUGUGAUGGUGCCAUUUCUGCCAGGAGAUCGGCCCGGUUGCUGCGACUUGCCGAGACGCUGUGUAAAGGCUUCACGCGCAAUCCAUUUCGAGCGACAUUUGGCAAUCGGGCGGAAUGCCACUCGGCAGCACUCUGCCACCACAAACGCUUCUGUCGAGUCAUCGCGACGCGAUGGGUGGCAAUCGGGUUGAGGUAAUUCUCAACCUGAUUGUCGCCGAUCGGAGCCACCAUAUCUGCAAUGCAAGAUGAUGGCUAACUUCACCAUGAACUCCCCACGGAUUUGUAGGCAGUUUCAUGAAACACCUGAAUGCGUGAUAUCUUCCCUUUGUUUCCCAACUAAAUCGGUGUGAACUUAACUCCAGAUAUUUUGUUGCACCAAGGACUGACCCCUUCUGACCCCCGCCCUCGCAUCUUCGCCUCGCGAACGCCUGGUCGACAGCUACAGAGUUGUUGUUGAAUCGAUGGUAGAACGCGGACGGGAGACUUGCGACCAGCGCCUGCACACCGAGCGUAGCUACGGACCGGGGAAACGUUCAGGCGAUCCUCGCAAACAGACCUCCGGCGAUGGUCGCCGGAGCGCUGUUUGCCAAAAAAGCGAGUUUGAAACGUUGGGUAGCCAGGUGACCUUUACGUGCGAUCCGAUUGGACGUUGCCAAUCCCAUCUGCCACAAAAGGGAGCAGCGAAAAGAAUUGUUAAGGAUCUGGGCAACCAAAAAGGCUGAACGAUCGGAAACGUCGCGGCAACAUUUUCCAGCGAAGACGGUUGCUGGCGGCGACUGCCCCGGAGUUUCCGUGGAGCGUCGUGGCCGCCAUGCUGGUACUCGGCUGGGGGAGUUGAGUGGCGUGCGUUGUGCUGGCCGGAGUGGCCCCGGAACGCCGAUGGGUAAACGCGAGCGAGGCUGCCACAGUGCAAUACUGUAUUAAUGAAUUUUAAUUAGUAGUCAGUGAUAGUAAUGGCAAUGAACGUGGCGUAUUAAACGCGCGGUCGAAUCGAUUGGAGGGGGGGGGGCGGUGAGUAAGACUUGCGCGUGUGUUGUGUCCGCCAGCAAUGUUCGUGUGUUUUUAUAAAAAAAAAA
Molecule: messenger RNA, 7842 nt
Organism: Lethenteron reissneri (Far Eastern brook lamprey)
Lineage: Eukaryota; Metazoa; Chordata; Hyperoartia; Petromyzontiformes; Petromyzontidae
Gene: EHBP1
Product: EH domain binding protein 1
Molecular function (GO): protein binding
Source: RefSeq, a predicted model, not a curated record